Messenger RNA from Seriola dumerili (greater amberjack), 852 nucleotides. It is a transcript of the gene prrx1b, whose product is annotated as paired related homeobox 1. Lineage: Eukaryota; Metazoa; Chordata; Actinopteri; Carangiformes; Carangidae. The coding region runs from base 49 to 852 and encodes 267 amino acids. Gene Ontology annotation, biological process: regulation of DNA-templated transcription. Gene Ontology annotation, molecular function: DNA binding; DNA-binding transcription factor activity, RNA polymerase II-specific. The record is from RefSeq and is a predicted model, not a curated record. The transcript is spliced from 5 exons.
CUCUUCUACUCACCGCUCCGUUUUUUCCCGCUGUUCCCCACUUGCGUCAUGACUUCUAGCUAUGCACAUGUAAUGGACAGGCAAGCGACGAUAUCAAACCGCCUGGAGAGUCCGAUCACGUCUAACCUGGACAACCUGCAAGCCAAAAAGAACUUCUCGGUCAGCCACCUGUUGGAUCUGGAAGAGGCCGGGGAAAUGGUCGGCACCCAGGCGGACGAGAGUGUCGGGGAGGCGGGGAGGAGUAUGCUGGAGUCGCCGGGGCUGACCAGCGGGAGCGACACGACCCAGCAGGAGAAUGAACAGAUGAACACGGAGGAGAAAAAGAAGAGGAAGCAGCGCAGGAACAGGACCACCUUCAACAGCAGCCAGCUCCAGGCCCUGGAGAGAGUGUUCGAGAGGACACACUACCCCGACGCCUUCGUCAGGGAGGACCUCGCCCGCCGGGUCAACCUCACCGAGGCCAGAGUCCAGGUUUGGUUCCAGAACCGGAGAGCUAAGUUCCGCAGGAACGAGCGCGCCAUGCUGGCCAGCAAGAACGCCUCGCUCCUCAAAUCUUACUCAGGAGACGUGACGGCGGUGGAGCAGCCGAUUGUACCGCGCCCUGCGCCACGCCCUAACGACUACCUGUCCUGGGGCAGCGCCGCCCCCUACAGCUGGUAUCCGAUGCCGGAGGGGGGGCCAGUGCGAGUACCACAGAAAAUGCUGCCCUCAGAGAACAACGCCAUGGCCACCUACCCGCCCACCUGCUCCAACACCAACACGUCCCAGGGAAUGAACAUGGCCAACAGCAUCGCCAACCUGCGGCUCAAAGCCAAGGAAUACAGCUUGAACCAGGUGCCCACGGUCAACUGA